AUGGCAACAAACCAAUCGUGCAAAUCUUUGUGCGGGCCAGUGGAAUAUCCACCCGAAGAUGCAACAUUCGUAAACCAGAGGAUUUUGAACGGGUUCGAUUUUAAUUGGCUCAUUGACGGUUUACCGGCUGCACAGCUGGUGACAGAAUUAGAGUAUGAUGAGCCGUUCUACAGCCCUGGAUUUGAUUUAGGUAGGGCAGAAGAAGUUCAAGCCCCGGACGGCGGCAACGACGUUAUUGCAACCCUCAACAACCACUACGAUCUAGUCAUUGACUACCACGAAGCCAGCAAAGACAAUUUCCGCGUUGUUGGCGUAAUUGUCGUACCGUGGUCGAUGGCCGACAACGGCCAAUACGUCAAUAAUGCGGAGGGCUACUGUGGUACACCAGAAAAUCAAAACCCUGUAGUACUAAGCAUAGAUGCUGGUCAGCCUAGCAGUGUAACCUUCACCUACAGUGUCUGGUGGCGUUUGAGCCCUACACCCUUUGCAACGCGAUGGGACAAAUACCUCCAUGUCUACGAUCCCAAGAUCCACUGGUUCUCGCUGGUCAAUUCCGCAGUCAUUGUAGUGUUUCUCAUAGGCAUGGUGAGCACUAUUUUCGUGCGCACGCUCAAGAAGGAUAUUGCGAGGUACAACCGCCUUGACCAGAUGGCGCUUGACGACUUUGGCGACGGUGGUGCUGUUGAGGAUGGCGUCCAGGAGGACUCUGGGUGGAAACUCGUCCAUGGUGACGUUUUCCGACCGCCCAAGCACCCCCUUCUCCUAGCUGUGCUAGUCGGCAACGGAGCACAGCUCUUCAUGAUGACAGGACUGACCAUCGCUUUCGCAUUAUUAGGAUUCCUCUCCCCGAGUAACCGUGGUGCGCUUGGAACUGUCAUUAUCAUAUUCUACACUCUCUUCGGCUUUGUCGGUGGCUACGUUUCGUCGCGCAUCUACAAGUUCUUUCACGGCGAGUCGUGGAAGUUGCUCUUCUUCUACACCCCCGUCGCCAUACCUAGUCUCGCGUUCGCUACCUUCUUCCUGCUCAACCUCUUUGUGUGGGGACGCGGGGCAUCUGGCGCUGUCCCGUUUACGACCAUGCUCGUCGUAGUCAUCAUCUGGUUCGUCAUCAGCGUUCCGCUCAGUGUCGCGGGAUCCUGGCUCGGUUUCAGGCAGGCGGCCAUCGAAGCGCCGGUACGAACAAACCAAAUUCCUCGACAGAUUCCUCCUACCGGCGGUUACCUCCGACCUCUCCCGUCGAUGGCUCUUGCCGGUAUCCUUCCUUUUGGAGCCAUCUUCGUCGAGCUCUACUUUAUUAUGAACUCGAUCUGGUUCUCGAAGGUCUACUACAUGUUUGGAUUUCUCUUCAUUUGCUAUGGACUCAUGAUUAUGACGAGCGCUGCAGUCACUGUACUCAUGAUCUACUUCCUACUCUGCGCUGAGAACUAUCACUGGCAGUGGAGGAGUUUCUGCACGGCUGGUGCGAGCGCUUUUUACGUCUUCGCAUCUGCAUUGAUCUACUGGAUGAAGGAUGUGAGCUUCUUGAGCUGGACAAGUGGUGUAGUCUAUCUCGGAUACAGCGCACUUCUUAGUGCACUCGUCUUCGUUCUGACAGGUACAAUCGGCUUCCUUGCCAGUGGUCUAUUCGUUCUCAAGAUCUACAAAUCUAUCAAGGUCGAUUAG
This is a messenger RNA of Didymosphaeria variabile, 1662 nucleotides long. It is a transcript of the gene TMN2, whose product is annotated as Transmembrane 9 super member 2. The record is from RefSeq and is a predicted model, not a curated record. Lineage: Eukaryota; Fungi; Ascomycota; Dothideomycetes; Pleosporales; Didymosphaeriaceae. Bases 1 to 1662 code for a protein of 553 amino acids. Gene Ontology annotation, biological process: vacuolar transport; protein localization to membrane. Gene Ontology annotation, cellular component: endosome; fungal-type vacuole membrane. The transcript has 3 exons.